CGAUGGUUCGCCCAAAAAUAAACAUUAGCUGUUCGUUUACUCAUCCUCGUGUCAUACAAGAUGUAGGUGACUUGUGUUCCUCAGUGGAACAAUAAAGAUGAUUUAUAGCUGGAACCGUGAUCUUUGGUGAUUCAUUAAAUGGAAGUUAAUGGCUACCAACAUUUUGUCAAAAACAUGUACAGGCAACACAAAAUUUAUACACGUGGCUCCUGACCAGAGCUGAAUAGUAACUGAUUGCUUAUAAUCUGGUUUAUCUAAUCAGAUUCUUAAAAUGAAGUACUUGUAAUUAGAUUACAUUACACUUUUAAAAUACUCAUAAUCAGACUGCAGUUACUUUUUUAUGGAUUACGUAUAAUUUACACAGUAGCAAUAAAUUAUUCAGAAUUUAUUGAUUAUCCCUAAUUCCUCUUUUUCAUCUUUAAGUGUUCCUUUCUAAAAUAGCCUACUGUUUAUAUAUGUUCAGAAAAUCCUCAAGAUUUGUUGACAAUCACACAAAGAUCAGUCAUUAUUGAGGUGGCGACACAGCAUUUGACCACUGAUUUACAAAAAUCUUUUCAACAUUGUAUCAACUACUGAUGAACACAUUGAUUUUUAUUUGAAUUAUCACUCUAACCAUGUAUUUCUUUGUCUUUGGAAGGUUUUUGUCUUUCAAACACAUUAAAAUGCACAAAUUCACAAACUUUUAAUUUGUCAUCAAAUGACAAAAUAAAAGUUUGUGAAUCAGUGUAAUCUUGAAGUACCCCUGAGAUUUUAAAAUAAAUAUUUUAAUAAUUAGGUAUCACAUUUGCAUGUUCAUUGGUGGUUAUGGUCACAUGACAUGCAGGUGAAUAAAUAAAAUGUUUUGAUUUUUCGAAAUUUGAUUUUAACAUUUAUUUUAAUUUAAAAAAUGUAUUUAAUUAAUUAUUAGUUUUUUAUUAAACUCAUAAACCCCCUACAGCUCCUUCACAAACACCAGUUUGGGAAACCUUGACGUAAUGUUGAUCAAUGUGAUAAACGAGUUAGGACAAAAGUAAUCUAAAAGCAGUCUGAUUAUAUUACCUAAAAUUUGGAAGUAAUCUACCCAGCUCUGCUCCUGACAAUGACAGUGAGGUCUUAUGAUGCGAAACAAUUGGUCUGUUUGAGAAAAUGAACAUUAUUUACAACAUUAUUACUGAAAAUCUAGAGCCUCACAAACGAAUCACUCUUUUGAACUGGUUAAACCCGGCAGUUUAAAUGUACAAGUUACUCGAUCAAAACUCACUUUCAGACGUCUGACAGUCACUCCGACUGAAAAUGAACCAAAAUACUGGCGUAUUUGAUCCUAUGGUGAAUGAAUUGUUCUCUGCUAGUUCAUAUAUGUGACCCUGGAGCACAAAACCAGUCUUAAGUAUCAUGGGUAUAUUUGUAGCAAUAGCCAACAAUACAUUGUAUGAGUCAAACGGAUCUAUUUUUCUUUUAUGCCAAAAAUCAUUAUGAUAUUAAGUAAAGAUCAUGUUCCAUGAAGAUAUUUUGUAAAUUUCCUACUGUAAAUAUAUCAAAACUUAAUUUUUGAUUAGUAAUAUGCAUUGCUAAGAACUUAGACAACUUUAAAGGUGAUUUUCUCAAUAUUUAGAAUUUUUUGCACCCUCAGGUUUCAGAUUUUCAAAUAGUUGUAUCUCGACCGAAUAUUGUCCUAUCCUAACAAAUCAUACAUCAGUGUCAUGGUUUCAGCUAAAAAUCUUUGUUCUAAGCUAUUUUGUUCUACUGGAGAAAUAGUCACUUACAUCUUGGAUAUCCUAAGGUGUGACUAAAUGAGCAGCAAAUGUUAAUUUUUGGGCAAACUGUCCCUUUAAAACUCUGGUGAGCGUCCGCUGAGCAUAUUGACAGACGCCCGUAUCAAAUCUCUGCAGUGCGUUUGUGACCGUGAGAACGAGCGCGUUUAGUGUUGCCGUGGAGGAGCACAGGAAUCCCAGAGAGAAUAUUAAGACAUUUGUCUUCUCGACAACAGCAGCUAGCUAAAUAGCAGUGAACUAGCAGCAGACGUCUCGUCACAUGAUAAUCUUCACUUUCAACGAAACGCUCUAUGCUCAGAACCCGCUCUACCCUUCUGUGUCAAACGCUCCUCUCACGACUAACCGAUUAACAUCCCGCCUCCAGACACAAGCCGUUAAUAGCCGUAAGGUUCUGACUGACAGGCUGAUGUGUGGUUUUGUAGGGGACGGGCGUCUCUUGUGCUGAUCGGCCCGUUUCUGGUCUGAGCGUUUAUUUUUUUUCCCCCUCUGCACUGAGUCUCAUUGCGGCAGCAUCAGGUCCCAGCAUGCCGUGCGGCAUCCUCCCCUCCCCGAGCGGCGCAGCACACUCACGGCCUAAGGUCCAUAUCUUCUCCCGGAUGGAGGCGUUCCUCCGUCACUCCCCGCGUCACCACCUUCCCAUGUCCAGGCUGUCAGCAUGAUAUUGAUCUUGGGGAGCGAGGGAUCAGCAUGCUCUUCCGAAACUUCACGCUGGAGAGCAUCGUUGAACGCUACCGUCAAGCGGCCCGCGCGGCCGUGGCCAUCAUGUGCAACGCAUGCAAACCGCCCGUUCAGGAGGCCACCAAGAGCUGCAUGGACUGCAAGGCCAGCUUCUGCAACGAGUGCUUCAAAAUGAACCACCCGUGGGGAACGCCCAAAGCCCAGCAUGAGUACGUGGGACCCACCACCAACUUCAGACCAAAGGUGCUAAUGUGUCCUGAACACGAGAUGGAGAAGGUCAACAUGUACUGUGAGGUGUGUCGGCGUCCCGUGUGUCAUCUCUGCAAGCUUGGCGGUUCUCACGCUAAUCACAAAGUCACUUCCAUGAGCAGCGCCUACAAGAUCCUCAAGGAGAAGCUCUCGAAGAGUAUCCAUUACCUAAUUAGCAAAGAAGACCAAGUGAGGACUCAGAUUUCUGAGCUGGAGGUGUUGAUCCGUCACACAGAGGAGAACGGGCAGCUCGCUGAGAGACGCGCCAACGAACACUUUGAGCGUCUGUUCGAGACCCUUCAGGAGAGGAAGACGGAGAUGCUGCGGUCCAUCGAGCAGUGCAGGAACCUGCGUGUGGAGCGUCUGCGGACUCAGGUGGAGGAGUAUCAGGGCAUGCUGGAGAACAGUGGCCUGGUGGGAUACGCACAGGAAGUGCUGAAGGAGACCGAUCAGUCCUGCUUCGUCCAGACAGCCAAACUUCUGCAUGUCAGGAUUCAGAAAGCCACCGAUUCGCUGAAGACCUUCCAGCCAGCAGCGACGCCGUCGUUUGAGGAGUUUGUGUUGGACACUUCGAAGGAGGAGGUCUUGCUGAAGGAGCUGAGCUUUAGCGGUGUUCCUGACCCUCCAGUGAUCGAUCUCUCUUGCUGCCGCGUUUACAACGAGGGUCUGAUCCACUGGCGUCUGUCUGAAGACUCUCUGCCCACCGAUCAUCAUAUUGUGGAGUUCAGGAAGCUGGGGGCCGAGGAUGAGGAGGAAGAGGAAUCCCGCUGGAGUGCGAGCGAACGUGUUUACGGCUGCAGCACAGUGCUGUCUGAUCUGGUCGGAGACUCUCGCUACGCCUUCAGAGUGAAGAGCUGCCGUAACGGCGUCUUUAGCCCCUGCAGUCCUGAGGUGACUUUCCACACGCCUCCAGCUCCAGUGUUUGGCUUCCUGUUUAACGAGAAGUGCGGAUUCAGUGCGGAGCGGCUGCAGCUGAGCAAACGCAGGGACUCCGUGGAGAGCGUUGCGGGAAUGAGUUUCCUUUUGGCCGCCGAGCGCGUCCAGACGGGAAGUUACAUUUGUCUCGACUACAUCAUCGGUGAUACGGGCAUCUCUCACGGUCGCCAUUACUGGGCUUUCCGUGUGGAGCCCAAUUCAUAUAUGGUUAAAGUGGGAGUGGCUUCUGACUCCAAACUAACGGAGUGGUUUCACAACCCACGUGACACCAGCAGUCCACGGUAUGACCACGACAGCGGGCAUGACAGUGGCAGCGAAGAUGCCUGUUUCGAGGUAUCGCAGCCCUUCACGCUGGUCACCAUCGGCAUGGGGCGGCUUUUCAUCCCCAAAGCGUCCGUCGGUGCUGCCUCCGGGGAUCACAGCAGCCGCAUCCUGCCCAUGCCGCAGAGAAUCGGAGUCUGCCUGGACUACGACGCGGGACGGGUGUUUUUCUACGACGCCGACACCAUGCGCUGCCUCUAUGAAAGACAGGUGGACUGUUCGGGUACCAUGUACCCUGCGUUCGGCCUCUUGGGCGGUGGGGCGGUUCAUCUGGAGGAGUUUAUCACGGCCAAGCGGCUGUCAUACAUGUGAGGAUCCCGUCGACGUCUGUUAGCUCCAUCUAGUUCUCUCGAGUUUCUCGUAACGGUAGGUCGGCCGGUGGCGCGUCGCUGUCUAUUAUACAAGUCAAUCUGGUUUAAGAGCCAAAUCCCAUCUCGAGUGCCUACGUGCCUUCGAUGACAUCAGAGUUUCACACACUGUCAGGUUUCACGCCGGGCACCUUAAUACACCCAAAUCUAAUGCAAAGCCUCACAACGUCACUUUCUGAAGAAUGUGCACUGAUACUGUUAAUUACUUUUCAUCGUUUACAUGCAGUCAAGUGAGCUUAAGAACAAGAAUGACAAGCGAUAUGAUUCGAACACAAGAAUUCACUACUGAACACCACAUGAUUGUGCACUAAUGUUUUUUUUUUUUUUUUGAUUGUAGCAGCACCUGCAAAAUGUAGAAAUGUUUCAAAGUACUUAAAAACAAACACAUUCUAGUACAGCAUGUAGAUAUGAAUAUGUGCUAGAGAUUUUUUUGUAAUCGAGUGAAACACAAAAUGUUUUAUUGAAACACUUUAAUAAAAUGUAGCAUAUGAAUCAAAACGGUGCUGAUCCAACGGAAGCUGAAUACGAUUCCUAUGAGACAGACCUGAACACCUUAAAUGUACAUAUGCACUAUUAUCGCCAAGGCGAAUGUCUUGACUGGACUAACAUGGCCUUAUUGAGUAAUCGCAGGCUCGGCGCUUUAUUAACCAGAUGACUGGCUAGAAAGGGAUCUGACUGUCUCGACUGUCACUACCUACCUCUGAUCGAAGGACGUUCUCUAGUUUAUUCUGUAGUUGUGCUGCACUAGUCUUGUGCUUUGAUUGCCCGUUUACGAAUGAUAAAAAAAACGUCGUCAUCUUCAAGUUGGAGCAUUUUAGGGAUGCGUCCUACUACUGAUUUGCGUGUUAUUCUGUGGAUUACGUCGCUCUUUAUCUCUGUCAGUAAAAUCUCAUACUAAUCAAACUUUUUAAACAAUGUGACUGCAUAAAGGAGACUUAUGUUCUCGGAAUGCUUUAGACAGUUAGAUUGAGCUUUACAUGUUUGUGAUAAUUAAAAUUAUAAUAAAAAUUGUGUUGAUGUAUAAGAUCAGUGGACUGAAGUAUGGAGAGCAGCACGUGUGCCGUGUAUGUGAUUCUGAUCUUUAAUGAGUUCAUUUCUGUUUGUUUUUUGCGUCAAUGAUAUGAAUUGAUUUUCACUUUAUUUUCACAUCCCCCCCUAUCAGAGUGGUUUAUUUUGCUGCGUUGAAUGAAUGCACUCGUUCACUCGUUUCAGGUGCGUCGUGUCACAGAACGUGUUUUGGGAGCCUGUAACCAAAUGUUUUGCUCGUUUCUUGUACAUGUUAAACAGGGUCUGUAAUUGUUGCGGUUUGUAAUGUGCGGUACUGAGCUUAUGAAAUCCUGCUGAAGUUCUUUAGCACUUUAAAGCAUGUGUGAGCUUGAUGCGGGUGCGAUAUCACAGGCGGCGCUGUAUGAUGCUUUAACGGACUUAACCAACUGCUGUCUCUCUGUCACCUGCAUCUGUGUGGUUUUAUUUUUAAUGUACUAUGUGGGUUUUUAUAUAAAAAUAAAUGAAUGUCGUUGUAGCUGUA
This is a messenger RNA of Labeo rohita (rohu), 5831 nucleotides long. It is a transcript of the gene trim36, whose product is annotated as tripartite motif containing 36. The coding region runs from base 2439 to 4247 and encodes 602 amino acids. The record is from RefSeq and is a predicted model, not a curated record. The transcript is spliced from 9 exons. Lineage: Eukaryota; Metazoa; Chordata; Actinopteri; Cypriniformes; Cyprinidae. Gene Ontology annotation, molecular function: zinc ion binding; protein binding.